AUGUUUUCCUCUGCUCUCCGUAGCAAAUUCAGAAUAGCCUACACAUAUCUCAAACACACUGUACCAUCUCUCUUUCUCUCUCUCAUGGUUAUAGAUAUUGUGUCUUUUGGAGGAACUGCAGUUUAUGGAUAUUACGAAAGUAAGUUUUUGGAUCGUAUAUCAGCUAUUUUUCCCAAGGUCCUACUAAAGGAAUCAAAGGUGUUAUGCAGAAGGCUGAGGAGAUAUUGGCUAAAAAACCAAAUGCAUACAUUCUUCAAUAGUUUGAGAAUCCUGCAAAUCCAAAGAUCCAUUAUGAAACAACUUGACCCAAAAUUUGGAAAGGUUCAGAUGGUAAAAGUGAUGCUUUUGUUUCUGAAAUUGGCACUGGAGGGUGUACUUAUGGCAUCUGAGACCGCUGUUGUUGUCACUUGCCAACAAGGUCGAGCAAAUCAACAUGAAGAUCUGAAUGAUGAUGAGCAAGGGGAAAAUAUUUAUCUGCAGAUACAUACGGUUGGAGUUGGGGCUGCUAUUGGUUAUGGAUGCCUGUUGCUUGCUGUAGGGAGUAAGGGGAAAAGAUUUAAGAUGUCAUAUGCAAAAGCUGUAUGA
Messenger RNA from Lactuca virosa, 585 nucleotides. The record is from the annotation of a GenBank genome assembly. Lineage: Eukaryota; Viridiplantae; Streptophyta; Magnoliopsida; Asterales; Asteraceae.